AUGGUCAUGCGAAGGACGAAAUUCCCCGAUCUUCCGGGAUCCAGCCCAUCGGAUCUGCCCUCGAUACACUCGUCCAAGGAAGAUCAGCGACGGGCGCGCAAUCGACAGGCACAGCGCAAUCACCGUAAAUCCGUGAGAGAGAAGUUGCAGGAGUACGAACGACUCCGAGGGGAAAACCAAGUCGGUGACAAGAAUCCUGUGGAUGGGUCGGAGCAAGGAUCUGAGCACGCCGUACAUCCGACAUCGACACUGCCCACGCCGCCUGUUAAUCAGGAGUAUAAUGAGCCCAAAACGGAUCUCGGAUCCUCCGUCAAUCUAGAGCCAACGAUCCAUCUCCUCGAAGCUGAAGGGCCCUUGCUAUCAGUGGACGAUCUAGACCCGCUCAACUGGGAGUGGAGCUAUCUCUCACCGGAGUGUCAGAUGCCACAUAAAGAUACAAACCAAUAUCAAAAUCCACCAACUCAUAGUAUCGACUCCAGAGCACUCUCGGAACAGUCAUUGGAGGUACCGGGCAGAACACUUCUGCAUCAAGCGGUACUCCAUGAUAACGUGGGCAUGAUCUCUGCUUUGCUGGAACACGGGGCGAAUGUGAUGGCGCAGGACGGCGAUGGCUUCACCCCUCUCCAUUUAGCCGUUUUUCGAGGAAACGAGCAAUCGACCAGCAUCCUGCUGGGGAAUGGUGCUGCAGCGAGUGUUUGCGUCCCUUCGGGGGCCGGUUUGACGCCAAUCCAUUUAGCUGUACAGAAUGGACACGUUCCAUUAGUGCAGCUAUUGAUCAAACAUGGAGCAGAUGUGAAUGCUCGGUUUUGA
Molecule: messenger RNA, 810 nt
Organism: Aspergillus melleus
Lineage: Eukaryota; Fungi; Ascomycota; Eurotiomycetes; Eurotiales; Aspergillaceae
Gene: MPHOSPH8
Product: ankyrin repeat domain-containing protein
Exons: 3
Coding region: 1-810 (269 amino acids)
Molecular function (GO): protein binding
Source: RefSeq, a predicted model, not a curated record